AUGAGGCCCCCGCCCCUUCCUCUCGUCACCAGGUUCCAAGUUGGUGAACUCGAAGAGGAAGACCUCAAGGAUAGCCUGCACGAAAAGGCGGACACGUGUCUCACGGUCAGUCCAGGCCAAUCGACUACUUCUACCUUUUGUCCAUCUCCAUCGCCGGGGAAGCAGCGGGACCAGACCAACAUUUCGACAGAAGGCACUGGGGCUUCAGAGUAUUUGUCAAGCCAACCAGAAGAUCUCCCGCCUACCGAGGAGAUCAUCGGAGUUGAAGACAAGGAACAUAUCAUGCAGACAGAGCCCGAGAGUCACUCAGACGAAGAGCCGGGGCGAGAGGGUCCAGCACCGUCUAUCGAAAGUGUAGAAGAGCUUGCAUCAACUGCGAAAGGCCCAGAAGGAUGCCAUACGUCUGAACAAGAUGCAGAUACUGCGGUUGAAGCUCUCUCCUCUGCGGUGUCAAUACCACCAACGCAGGACUUGCCGCAUGGCACAACUCCGUCUCCAUCAGACUGGCUGACAAAGAAGCGAAAGUUCGUGCACAAUGAAGAGACCGACCUUCAGGUCGACAACUCGUACGGUCAGCUUCGAACAGCACAGCGAGACGUAGUCGGUGACACAAUCGAGGUCUGGACUAGGUCAAGGCGCAAGGCAACCAUGUUGGCACACAAGUCUCCAUCCCCGGUCGCUCCAACAAAGACGACGUCGCCCGCAACAUUUUCGAGGUCACAGACUCAGGAUCCUGACGAAAUGGGUUCAGGUCGUCGAGGUGCCCAAGACAAAAGCCCACCACAGUCAACAGUGGGGCCUCCUGCUCGAGAGGAUGUCGGCCGGGUACCGGUGGUAGUAUUCAGCAAUACGAAUAUCCAGGAGAACAAGACUAUAAUGAGAUCCUUUGCAUCUCUUGGAGGCCGCGUCACCACCUCGAUCAAUAAAGCGACGAUACUUGUUGUAGGAGACGGGCCUCUGAAAAAGACCGGAAAGUUGAUAAUGGCAGUCUCAAUUGGACUUGACGUGGCCACAGAACAAUGGAUCGUAGAAACAGUUAACAAAGGACAAACCCAAAACAUUCGUCAGUUUCUUCCCAAGGAUCCCUCUCGAGAGCAGCAGUGGGGCUUCAAUCUAGGGCAAGCGAUAGACCGGGGAAAACGUGGACUCACACAUUUACUCGCCGGUACGACUGUCUUUUUCACGAAACAACUCAAAAGAGAGCUUGGCAGCCUUGACCGAGAGAUAUCUCAGAUUGCGACUAUUUUGGGUGCCGAGGCGGUGAAACACCGAUUGCCGGCUCUCAAGAACAAGGGGCAGUACAAAGAAAAAGAGCUUCUAAUAAUAGGAGCUCCGCAAGAUCCUCAGGGUGCGCACGCCGGCCGUCUGGGACAAAAGUUGUUCAGCAAGGAUAUCCUCACGAUGGGCGCGUUGAGGGGAGAGAUUGACAGGGAGUCUAGCGAAUCCAUCCUCGAAGUACCUGUCAAGGACGAGGAGAACAACUGA
Messenger RNA from Capronia epimyces CBS 606.96, 1485 nucleotides. RefSeq lists its product as uncharacterized. The record is from RefSeq and is a predicted model, not a curated record. Lineage: Eukaryota; Fungi; Ascomycota; Eurotiomycetes; Chaetothyriales; Herpotrichiellaceae. Bases 1 to 1485 code for a protein of 494 amino acids. The transcript has a single exon.